GCCGGGCAGCCUUGGGCCCAGAGCCCGGCAGGGGCGUGUCCCCGCGCUCACCUGCCAUUGGGCAGGUGGGGCUGCGGCCGGGGGCAGGCGCCCUACAAUAAAUGCGGAGCGGGUGGCCGCGAAGCUAGGCGCGUCGCAGGAUGGUGGACAGCGUGUACCGGACCCGCUCCCUGGGGGUAGCGGCUGAAGGGCUCCCGGACCAGUACGCGGACGGAGAGGCGGCGCGCGUGUGGCAGCUCUACAUCGGGGACACCCGCAGUCGCACGGCCGAGUACAAGGCCUGGCUGCUCGAGCUGCUGCGCCAGCACGGCUGCCAGCGGGUGCUCGACGUGGCCUGCGGCACCGGGGUGGAUUCUAUCAUGCUGGUGGAAGAGGGCUUCAGUGUGACAAGCGUGGAUGCCAGUGACAAAAUGCUGAAGUAUGCACUUAAAGAGCGCUGGAACCGGCGGCACGAACCCACCUUUGACAAGUGGGUCAUUGAAGAAGCCAACUGGAUGACUCUGGACAAAGAUGUGCCCCAGCCACCAGCAGGUGGCUUUGAUGCUGUCAUCUGCCUUGGAAACAGUUUUGCCCACUUGCCAGACUGCAAAGGGGACCAGAGUGAGCACCGGCUGGCACUGAAGAACAUUGCAAGUAUGGUACGGUCAGGGGGCCUGCUGGUCAUCGAUCAUCGCAACUAUGACCACAUCCUCAGCACAGGGUGUGCACCCCCAGGAAAGAACAUCUACUAUAAGAGUGACUUGACCAAGGACAUCACGACAUCAGUGCUGACAGUGAACAACAAGGCCCACAUGGUGACUUUGGACUACACAGUGCAGGUGCCCAGGGCUGGCCAGAACGGUUCUCCUGGCUUGAGAGUUGCUCCGAGCAGCCUUUGGGGGCAAGUGCCAGCACAGCGUCUUGGGCGACUUCAAGCCUUACAAUCCAGGCCAAGCCUACAUUCCCUGCUAUUUCAUCCACGUGCUCAAGAGGAUGGACUGAACAUGCCUCAGCCCCCACAACCCUCUGCCCUGGCACUGCCAGCUCUGGGGGGGGGGGUGGCACCGGCAGCCCCACACCAAGCCCAGCCCCCAGUGCAGAUCCCCACAAAGCUGGGGUGCAGGGAUUGGGUCUAGGCAAAUGGAGGGUAAACAAUAUAGUCUGUGCCUUUAUCAGUU
Molecule: messenger RNA, 1157 nt
Organism: Manis javanica (Malayan pangolin)
Lineage: Eukaryota; Metazoa; Chordata; Mammalia; Pholidota; Manidae
Gene: GNMT
Product: glycine N-methyltransferase
Biological process (GO): protein homotetramerization; regulation of gluconeogenesis; one-carbon metabolic process
Cellular component (GO): cytosol
Molecular function (GO): glycine binding; S-adenosyl-L-methionine binding; identical protein binding
Source: RefSeq, a predicted model, not a curated record